Messenger RNA from Esox lucius (northern pike), 4736 nucleotides. RefSeq names its product beta-1,3-galactosyltransferase 2. NCBI's taxonomy places the organism in Eukaryota, Metazoa, Chordata, Actinopteri, Esociformes, Esocidae. The transcript is spliced from 2 exons. The record is from RefSeq and is a predicted model, not a curated record. Gene Ontology annotation, molecular function: N-acetyl-beta-D-glucosaminide beta-(1,3)-galactosyltransferase activity. The coding region runs from base 1396 to 2733 and encodes 445 amino acids. Gene Ontology annotation, cellular component: membrane.
UGAGGUUAGGACUGCCGCUAAACACUCUGGAGACAUCGGCUCUUUGGACUGUCUACACGCUCUGGGAGAUGAGUACACCAAAAAAGCCCCCCCCUCCACCACACGCCGAAUCAGAGAAAUCCUUUCUUCCCCCAACGGAGGGGUGGGAAUGAAUACAAAUAGGUCAGCAGCACAGGGCCCCCCCCACCCCUCCUGUCGAGCCGCAGGCAAUGAGAGAUGUGGCGGUGGGGAGCUACUGUCACCAAGCACACAGCUGUCUAUCAGACCAUACAGGGAAAGAAACCCUGCCCCCCUCAGUACCCCCCACAAGAGACAGACAGAUGGAGAGAGAAGCAGGAAAGCGAGAGGAACAGAGUCAGAGAAAUGCAAUGAGAGGGCGGGUUUUGUGAAAAGGAGAAAGACAGAGCGAAACGGGGCAGAAAAAAACAGAUUCAGAAACGAACAGAAACCGAGAGCGAGGAAGCAACCAACAGACACAGAGAGCGAGGAGGAAGGAAGGGAGUGUGGACGCGGCAGAGAGAUAGCAGCAUCUCAGAACGGGAUACAGAUGGAGUGCUUGAAGAGAGAACCAGAGGCGUACGGAGCCGGCAGCCAUCUAGUCAACCCGCACUCUGCCUAGCAACGCAGGGAGAGCCUCCAGAGCGGCACACACUGAUCUCCCGGACACCAAGACGUAGCAGCCAUAUCAGUGGCACAGCCAGCACCGAAUAUAAGAACUGUGUGUGUGUGUGUGUGGGAAGGGGUGGUUUACACAACUGGACAGACUGCAUCGCUAGCGCGCCACAGGAAAAAUACAUCCACACCCGCGGAGCGCAUGUGUGAAAUUUACCAUUGAGUAAUAUCUCAAGUCAAGGGCGGGACCGCUACGCGUGUGGGCACCUUCACAGCAGCAAACGGCAAAGCGGGACGACGACGCCGGAAAACCCGACAACGGAAGCAGCAGCAAACCACAAGGCGGUCGCCGGUGGUAAAACGGUAGCGGCGCGACGGAGCCGAGCCGAGGUGCGUGUGGCGCGAAGAGGGAGAAGACAGCGCGCUAGCUGGGAACAGGGCCGUGUGGCGGCAGAUCGCUGCGCCCAGAGAAGCGGGGACGGACCUCCGCUGGGAAGCUCGGUGGCGGGGAACGGGUAAAACAUCGCCCUCUGCCGAAGACCGUAGUUCGUUCAGGCGCACAAAGCCGGUUGGGACGCGGGGGCGGCUCUUGAUAACCGACCAGCAAGUGAUCCAGACGAAAGUGCAAGCAUGCCCUCCCCAUGGCGUAGUUUCCCCAGGGGCCCCACCUCCGCCAGCCACUCAACACGCUGCUCCGUCACCUGCGAUAAGGGCGCGGCCGUGCACGAGAAGCGCCGGGCCUGAUUGGGCGUAACCGCUGCCAGGCGGUGCGCAACAGCCAUUAUGCAGUGGAGGCGGCGGCACUGCUGCACCCACGUCGCCGGGCUCCUGUCGGCGCUCUCGCUCCUGGGGGCCCUGGUCAUCCUGGCCAAUCAGGACCUGCUGCCGGGCUUCCGGGGCUCCGUGUGGCAGAGGGAGCGUCAAGCGGCCUACACGGAGGGAGUGGGUCGGCUGCGACCCCCCGGGCACAAAAAGAAUCACAGCUCACCGCGGGAGUGGAGGGACGCUCCCGUCCCGCCUGAGCCCCCGAAAAUGGCCGCCAACUUCAGUUCCCAACCGCAGGACUCCUCACAGGGCGUCCCGGGACUGGAGAACUCACUGGCAGCCAACGCUAGCUUGAGCGGAGAGGUCGGGCUGGGGAGCCCGCUGAACUCCGAGCCCUACCCUUACAUCCUCAAUGAGCCAAACAAGUGCAGGGAGGGCAACCCCGAGCCCUUCCUGGUGCUGCUCAUAGCCACGGAGGCCCGGCAGGUGGAGGCCAGGGAGGCCAUCCGGCAGACCUGGGGGAACGAGAGCACAUCCCCGGGUUUCGUCAGGCUCUUCCUGCUGGGCGUCAAGGAGGGCGAAGUGGGCCGCCUGCAGCAGGCCCGGCUAGAGGCCGAAAGCCGGAGGCACCGCGACAUUGUGCAGCAGGACUACAUGGACACGUACAACAACCUCACCCUGAAAACCCUGAUGGGCAUGCACUGGGUGAGUGCCCACUGCCCGGGCGCCAGCUACGUCAUGAAGACGGACAGCGACAUGUUCGUCAACACGGAGUACCUCAUACACAAGCUGCUCCGGCCCGAGGCCCAGCCCAAACGGGACUACUUCACGGGCUACCUGAUGAGGGGCUACGCGCCCAACCGCAACAAAAACAGCAAGUGGUACAUGUCCCCCGAGCUGUACCCCAGCGAGCGCUACCCGACGUUCUGCUCCGGGACGGGCUACGUGUUCUCGGGCGACCUGGCGGGGAAGAUCUACCGGGCGUCCCUGGGCAUUCGCAGGCUACACCUGGAGGACGUCUACGUGGGCAUAUGCCUGGCUAAGCUGCGCGUCGAGCCCACGCCGCCGCCCAACGAGUUCCUGUUCAACCACUGGCGGGUGUCCUACACCAGCUGCAAGUACAGCCACCUCAUCACCUCGCACCAGUUCCACCCCAAUGAACUGCUCAAGUACUGGCACCACCUGCAGAGCAACAAGCACAAUGCCUGCAUCAACACGUCCAAGGACAAGACGGGCAGGUUUCGCCAGCGGAGACUGCAGGGGACGCGCAGGGCAGAGGGCGCCGGCAGGUCGCAGCCCGGGCCAGAAUCGCGGGCAGGAGACAAGCAUCCGUUUCUGGACCCAAUCGUUGGUUGAGGGUUAUCAAACAGUUCUUUUAUUUAUUUUUUUACUGGAAGUCCAGGUCUUGUGAGAUAAAUAAGGUUAUGCGUCGGUGUACAGAGGAAGACAUACUGUCGUGUUAAUAGUGGACAGUGUCUAUAAUGAAGAUGGAUGUCACUGUGUCAGUGGGCUGUCGAUGUGUGGUAUCCAUUGUGUUCACCUUGAAUUGAAAUACGCUUCCCUUCAUAGAUAACAGUCAUGUAAGGGAUAACUCAUACCACAGCAUGUUCAAAACCGUGACAAAGCCACUGCUGGUGUCAAUAAAAAUCAUCAAGUACCAAAACCAAACUAGACCAUUGAAUCAUUUUACAAUUACUUACAGAUCCAUAGGAAGAACUUUGGCAGGGACGUGUGUGUAAAUACAUGAAAUGUUUGUGAAAGAGGAAACAGACUUCAGCGAGAGCAUGUACACACACCACUCUGACAUGAACAAAUCAGAUUGUCUCAAGUGAAUUCAUGUGAAACAGGUUUCCUGUUUAAACAAAGAGACUGAGUGGAAACGUGCAUGAAAAAGGGCUGUCGAGUUCACCUAUUUAGUCAAGUCAACUGCCGGUUAGCCCUCAGCCCAAUUACUAAUAACAAACCAGCAAUAUAUCUAGUGAGACACAGAUCAGCCCAUCCACAAAUACAUGAAAUGCAAACACCCAUUUAACCAGGAAAUUAUAUAAUUUCUAUAAGUCAUGGGGGUACUGUUGUAAAAAGCACUGAGACAUUUUUGCUAUUUAUCUUUCUAUAUUUGACAGACUAUUUAUCAUAGUAAACGAGCAUAACACUUUUACAUUCUACACUUCAGUGGUAAACUUUAGAUGAUUAUACAGCAAUUAAAUCAGAGACAGCCACAAAACUUUUUUGCCUAUCAUAACACGAUUGACAGCUCAGUAGGCCAAUGAGCUUGCAGAAUGCAAUGCACAGAAAUUAAACACGGACUGUCCAGUUCAGCCUAUUUAAGAAGUCAAGAAGGGGAUAUCUCCAUUCAUUGUUGAGCUCUCCAACGGAACAGGUCUGAAUACUUUCGGGAGACACUGGAUGCGUAAUGUUGUGAUCACACACGCUAGUGAAUUUUCUGUGAUCCAUGCCCUGAUUUUUGUGUGGAAAUAAUUUUUGGCUACUAACAAUAACACUGGCUGGUAGCCUACAUGUUUCCUCUAAGCAGUAACAGGACGUACGGCUUGCCCAUCCAAUACACUGCAGUCUCUCUGCUGUAUUGCUGCUCAGGCAUGAUUCAGGUUCUGUCUACUGCAUUUCAACAUCGGUGUCUGUCUUUUUUGGUUGGUUUCAUUAAGAAAGAAAAUAACUCAUGACUGUUAGGCUCAGCUACGUGUCAAAACAGUGUUAGUAGUCCAAGUGAUGUGCACCUCACAGAAUGAUUUUCUUUCUGGAAGGACUCUCUACUGACACCAUGGAGAUAUCCUUAAUGACAGCGCCCAUAAUGAACCAAUGCAAUUGGCACAGACACACAGAUGAGUGAGAUAUAUGGAUAUAUAUAUAAAAAAAAAAAUAAGCAAUGAGCUCAAGAGACAGGAUUAAUUUGUCUGUCUGAACUAUUGGCCACAAACUCAACAGUAGGAUUACAACAUCUCCAAUUUUCACAUAAAACAAUGACAUUUCUGCACUUCCUCCUUGAGAUUAGGGUUGGUCGAGACCACAAGAGAACAAACAACACAUGGAUUCAGCUGAUGUUCUCCCCCACAAUUUUUUUUUAUUCCUAAUAGCCCUAAUGUAUUAGACUGAUUUUGUUGAUGGUCAUGUUGAGACACUGUGUUGAAAAAAAGCACGAGCAUAUUGCCAGCUAAUUCGAUUCAGCUUGAAGCAACAGGGCUAGGUAGUUAGCUUGUUUGUUUAGUUGAUCGUCUCUGGAUCACAUCAUUUUAAUGAACUGAUGUCAGAUUUCAAUGUAAUAAGCUACUAUAUUACCCUAAAAAAAAAGAGCUAUUUUUCUGUCAUUCGGUGUAGAUUUGGACACACAAUGACGUAAACAG